AUGGGUGGAGCUUCGAAGUUCUCCGUGAUGCUCUCCACCCGUCUCAGACUUUAUCCGCGAUCUCUCCUUCGCCUCGCUCGGCAGUCGCAAGUUCCCCCGACAUCGGUUUCUGCUGCCGUAGAUUCGCAUCACCGUCUCCCGCUCUCCGGUUUUCAACCUCGGCGCGGGUGUUUUUCUGGAGCCGAGGAGCAAUUGCACACGCCAAGGAUAGGCUAUGAGGAGACACUUGUCCCCCCACCGAAUUACAGGGCUUCCGUCCUUCCAUGGCCGGAGUGGUUGAAGCUCGUGGAGUAUUUAACGGCCUGUGGCUACACGGGCCGGCAGGUGCCUUCUGCACCGGGGGAAGAUGACGACGUGUCAUUAUCCUCCGAGGAGAUGCCCGAGGACUUCAGAAAUGUAGCUGGUGCGUGCCUUUAUUAUGCUCGCGAAUGGCCGGAUCUUUUGAGGUAUGGUUGGAAACCAAUGAUGAGACUUUUUUUUCCGACGUGGAAUGUAUACGAUUUUGUGAUUAUUUAUUUCUCAAAGCUGCUAUAGUGAACCGUUAUUAGUUUAUACAUCACCAAGUAUAAAGCAUAUCUUAUUUGGACAUUUAGUUCUUAUUUCUCUGAUUAAAACUAUACAGAUCUCUAUCUAAGAAGGACAUCGAAGUAGUGGUGGAGAACGGAUUACCGUUUUUGUUCAAGAAUGCGUCAGCUUCUGUCAGACGGAUGAAUUCAUUCAUAGGCAAUGAACGAAAUGACGUGAGUUUGUCCAUAAAUACCAUGAUCUGCUGUUCUUACGUACACUUGGUCAAUAGAUUUCACCUCAUCUAGAUUUUUCAGGUAUUGCCGUCCGAGCAAGCAUGCACCGUUGAUUUGAUGAGAUAUUUGUUAAGCUAUGCAUGGAAUCUUCUCAAUUUAAUUGGAGGGAAUAAUGCUGGAUGUGAAGAACCCGUAGAAUUAUCUGUUAGAAGCCUACUGCAUGAGUUGGUUACGAUCAGUAGUGGCAGUCGAGGAUCCAAUGCUACUAAGUCAUCAGCACGACAUUCUCACUUUGGAUAUGAGGAAUCACAGAAGCAUUUACAGCAAACUAUUGAAAUGAAAAAGGGUGACUGGUUCUGUCCAAAGUAAGACUACUUUUCCUAUUAUUUGCUCAUUUGUUUUGGUCUUAUGCCCUUUUUAAUCUCUACGUGCAGACAUAGUCUGUGUCUUUGUAUUCGUUGUGGAAUAUCACAAUUAUUCAAGUCUUACUAAAUUGGUGAUGUCUAAACUUCAUCACCGUAAAACUGCACUUGAACUAUUUAAGUUGCAGCUUAUUAUUUUAAUGGUUGAGUUCAAGUCAGGUUUACCAUUCGCAAAUAAAUGAUGUUUGAUGUCCUCUUGAUAACUACAUUUCAAUCAGUUUUAUCUUGGGCUUUAUUCUGAUAUUAGCAUGCUGAAUUUCAAGUUAACACUGUCUGUCAGAACUGUCACUAGCUUAUCUAGCGCAUACACUCAUUAUACAUGAUAACUUUUUAUUAGCUAGGGCUGCUGACAUGAUGUUUAUCCUGCUAACCUGAAAAUUAGUUGUGAUGAUUAAAUGGAUUUGCAUGCAAAGGUGAAUUUGAAUGUGAUACCCUGCAUGGUAAGAAAAAUCGGCUGGUUUGGAUCGAAAUUAGAGGCUCUAUUUGAUUUUGAAGGGGAAAAACUUACUCUCGAAAUUUAAAAAAUAGUGGGUAAUAAGUCACCUAUAAUCCAGCAUAUGUGUAACUUUGGAUUGCCAGAGUCUUGGUCGGAUUGUAUCUUAUAUCCUCCUGGAGAAGAGGUAAAAAGAAAGCUGUAUGUAGCACCUAUUCCCUGAAGGGUAGAGGAAUAAGAAGUGGAAGGUGAUGGUGGGGGAGGAAUAAGAUGUAGAAGAUACAAAAAAUAUUCAGCUUGCUGCCAAUUGCCGCAUCUUACUGGAACCACUGCUGAGUCCCCCAAGCCUCUGCUCGAAAUAUGGGAGACCUGGUGUCGUGAUUUUUUUUAGUGGGUGGGAAUUUUACUUAUUGUGGAAGUCUUAUUCAAAAGUUUUAUUUUCCUCUAUUAAUUUGUUGAAACUUUCUAUAUGUACAGUUUUAAAGUUACUUAAGCAUACUUUAUAAUUUUUUAUACUUUAUUGGCUGCCUUAACACCACCCCCCAUGGACCCCGGCCCUCCUCCAAAAAAUAAUGGUUGAUUUGGAUGAUCCGGUCUCCCAACUUUGGUUUCUAUUCCAAUUCUAGGUAGCCCAUCACAUCGAAAGAAAUGAUGUUUUUAUUGAAAAAAGCACAUUUUUAGAAAGUAUGAAGCAUUGAACCAGUCAUGACACUGAUGUAACAUUUGGUUUAAGAAAAAUGGUUAUACCUUUUCUAGUUUGAUCUAGUGAGGGAAAAAACUCUGCUUUGUAGCUUAUUUCUAUCAUUUUUCUUUUUCCUACGUGAAAUGCAAUAGAUUCCAAUAGAGCUCCCUCUACACACCCUGGCUUUUAUGUAGUUGGUAUGGGGAAGCUUGCCUCAAGAUCUAGAUUGGUCCGUUCAACCAAGGAUAUAUGGAAGAGGAAAAUGUGUGGGCAACCUGCGAUUACCCAUGAGAAUAUCAGUGAUUGUCGUAUUACCUGUCAUUCAAAAAUAUGACCCAAUCGUCAUGGAUUUCAAGUCUCCCUCAAUUUCUCAGAAGGAAACAUUUGAAUGCAGUUGUUGUUAUUGAUGCUAAUUAGCACAGAGACUCAAUUAUGGAAAUGGAUGUGGUUCUUAGCACUCAAAGUUGAAUUCUAUCUCUUCAUUCUUUUCCCCUUUAUUGUGCUCUCUAUGCCUUGUUAUCUUUCCUGGAUGGAACUGGAUGGUUAAAAAGAUACGAGGGAGUCCAGAAAGGUCGACUUUGAUUAGAAAAUUGCUAUGUAGAUUAAGAAUGUGUAUACCAAACGGUCUAUAAGCUCUAAACCAAUGCAACUCCCAAGUCCAACUCAACUAUAUUGAUAUUGAAUCAGAUUGAUUGUUCUGAAGUCAUAAUUGAAGUUCGAUUCCGUAAAAUCUGUUAGCAACGAGACUGCGUGACUUUUUUGCUUUGACAAUGUUUGCAAUGGCUAUUUCAAGUCAAAAUGGCAAGAUGUGCUUUGCAUCUUGUUUCCAAAGAUGGAUAGCACUGACAGAUCACCCCAAACCAACUGGGCUUAGCUAGAGAGUUGGCAUUUUCAUCUCUUCCCUGAAUACAAAAUGGAGCUACUAUUUUAGUAGGUUUUUAGAUCGAGUGGAUCCCAGAAAAUUUGUUAAAAUUCUUGUAUCUGUUUGUCCAAGUCGUAGGCUGACUCCUAGUUGUCAUGCGAAGACUUCAUUUGGAGAUAUAGGAGCAAAGGUACCUGCAGAAAUUUAGAAUCAAUUGCAGUUGCUCAGCCGUUAGUUGGAUAUAGUAGGUUUUAAAAAUCAUUACUGAGAUCUAAACCAAACUUUAAGGUAUUAACUUCUGCUCACUUUCACAUUGUCCUUUGUCUGAGAAGGAAAUUUUUUAUGUUUGUUGUAUUUGACCUUUUUUGCUUUCUUCAGGUGCAAAUUCAUGAACUUCGCAAGGAAUUUGAAGUGUCUUGAAUGCAAUGAGGCACGCCCAAAGAAGCAGCUGACUGGUGGAGAGUGGGAAUGUCCUCAGUAAGUUAGUCUUAGAUUGCCUUAUGUCGUAAUGUACCGCUUAUUUAUGUUAAUCUUGUCACUGAAAGAUCUUAAUAAUCCACUCAGAUGCGAUUUCUUCAACUAUGGGAGGAAUUUGACAUGCCUGAGGUGCGAUUGCAAACGCCCUGAGGAAAUUCCAUCAAGUAGGAGACCAGGUAUUGAGCAGAUUCUUAAUUCAGGCAACAUCAACAAAACCGAUAUUGAGCGUCGUCUAGCUGAAAAUGAUGAGAAGGCGGAAAGGUGGUUCAGUAAGGUAUCUCAGCUAGAUGAUUCUUCUGAUUUGAGCAGUGCCAUAGCAGAUGAGGAUUUCCCAGAGAUUAUGCCCUUGCGGAAAGGUACAAACAGAUUUGUUGUCAGCACCCGGAAAACACCACUGGAAAGAAGAUUGGCCAAUACCCAAUAUAGGCACCUCAGGGGAAACGAGGUUUCAUACAUGGGGAAUGACUCCUUGGGAAGGGCGGGAUCUGACAAGAUGUCUGAAUCAGCAAUCAGUCAAACAUUGGACAGGAUACUAGGCUCCUCGCCAGCUACAUCUGGAACUCACUCACUUCCGGCAUCAGGCACCAGUAGGGAUACAUGGAAUGAUUCAAUCAGUGGGGAGUCGAACAAUAUUCGAAGCGGUUUCACUUCUCCAGAUAGGAAAUCUUCCGGCUUUGUUCCAUCUGUGUCAGUAUCUUCGGAUAUGUCUUGCAAAGAACAGAACGCAGCAGUGUGGCAAGUGUCCAAUAAAGUCCAGAACAAUGACACGCUGGUAGAUGCUGUGCCGGGGAGAACAGGUAAUUCUUUUCGUUCUGAUUUUUUCAGUGAUCAGAAAGCGGAUGAGGCUAUGAAAAGACCAUCUCAUCCAUCUGAGUUGGGGUCGAAAAAACCUGCACAGUCUCCUGGCAUUACUAAUACAGAUAAUGAAAUGCCAAACAAAGGUUUUCUGGAGACCAUGCCUAUGCAUGGUAAAGAAAAUGGGGGAGAUCACUCCCUGGUUUCACCGCACUACAAGAGACGCAUAGCCAUUGAUCAAGCAAACAAUUCUAAUUUCAUCCCCUUCGUUCCUUUUCCUCCGGAUUAUUUUGCGAAAAAGGGAAACCAGAAUGGAUCUGGAAUUUCAACAGAGAAACACGAAGCUCAAAAUUCUUCUUCAGCAGCAGCGGGAAAUGAUAAAAGGAUGCCCCCGAAAUUUGAAGAAAAUAGUCUCGGAUAUUCCAACGAGGAAAGAGUUGGUUACACCAGGCAAAGUCAAAGCACAAGAUCUAGCGGAAGUGGUUGGAACAGUGGACCCGUACAAGCCAACUUAAAUGAAAGGAGGGCGAUGCAACAAUGCGACAAUCUAUUUGACGACAAAGUCGGAAGCUCCCGUGAUGCUUUUCACCAGGGGAAUCCGGGUGGUGGUGUGAGUGGUUCGAGCAACUGGAACCGUCCUGUGGAACGUCUACAAAAGGUCACGGAGAAUGGGAAUCAUGGGUUUGCUGGGAAAAGCUUGGAGGGUUCAGCGGUAACAGAACCUGAUCCUCUGGAUAUGUCGGAGGAGGCCAAAGCCCAGAGAUGGUUCCGCAGAGUUUCUCAGAUCAAAGACAUAUCUGAGCUGAGUAAUAUCCCAGAUGAGGACUUCCCAGAGAUAAUGCCUAUGAGAAAAGGGGUCAACCGAUUUGUUGUGAGUAAGAGGAAGACUCCAUUAGAGAGGAGGCUGACUUCUCCACAGUACAGAAGGAACUUGCCCAUUGUGAGUUCUAAUCCCAACAAAGAUUCCACAAAAGAGUAG
Molecule: messenger RNA, 5390 nt
Organism: Spirodela intermedia
Lineage: Eukaryota; Viridiplantae; Streptophyta; Magnoliopsida; Alismatales; Araceae
Source: the annotation of a GenBank genome assembly